Messenger RNA from Cornus florida, 1025 nucleotides. RefSeq lists its product as uncharacterized. Lineage: Eukaryota; Viridiplantae; Streptophyta; Magnoliopsida; Cornales; Cornaceae. The record is from RefSeq and is a predicted model, not a curated record. Bases 109 to 738 code for a protein of 209 amino acids. The transcript is spliced from 5 exons.
ACCACCACGAAAGCGCGAUGACCUGGCGCACACGAGCACUGAGCAAUUUCUCCAAAAUCUGAACCCUAGUAAAACCUCCAAUACAGAGAGAGAGAGCGCGCGCAAUGAAUGGCUCCUCCACGAAUCUUCUUCAUGUCUUUAUCAGGUCACCUGAGUAAAUCAAAGCACCGUUGGAUCUCCUCCACGACUCAUCUGGAUGGGUCAUGGAUGGACAAGAUCAAAGGUGUCUUCACCGGUAAGAAGGACAUUUCUCAAGACCCCUCACAAGCCACAACCUCCUUCACCCUUCCUCGGUUUGCGGAUGAGAUGAAGAAUGCGAAAAAAUUAGGGACACUCAAACAAUAUGUAGUGGGCCGAAGCAGCGAAGCCACAUUUGCUGAUGCUUUUGAGAAGCAAGAGGGUAUUCUUAGAUUUCUCGGCAAUUUCGAUCCUACCGGAGAGAACCUACAAAAGAGUCAAAAGCAAGAAGCAGCAAAGCAUUGUAAUUGCACGAUAGCUGAUGUUGAGAAUACAUUGGCGAAGUUUACAUGGGCUAAAGAAGCACAGAAGAAAAUUGAGAAGUUAAAGGAAGAAGGAAAACCAAUGCCAAAGAACAUGGCCGAGGUCCAAAGGCUGAUGGGGUCAACACCAUUGGGUCUUGCCCAGGAGAACCUGGCUAAGAGUGGGCAAAUAAGUAGGAAUGCAUUGUGCCCAUGUGGUUCCAAAAAGAAAUACAAACGGUGCUGCGGUAAGGAUUGAAGAGGCUAGAGGGGGACCAUCACUUGAUAGGGGAGAGUUCUUCACAAGAAAGCAAAAUAAUUUGCAUUGCCAUUCAGUGAACUUUUUUGGUUUUAUUUUUAUUUUGUGGACUUGCUCACUGAGAUCAGAUGGUCUCAAGAUGCUUGUUCAACUAAUCGGCAGAUUUUACUUUGUACACUGUUUUGUUAGUGAAAUUAAGAGGGAACGCAUUAUAAUUAUUAAACGCACGUAAGCGUCCACUGUUAUUUUGGUUCUGAUAUGUAUCUAUUUAUUUAAUUUUUGUGGAA